AUGUCCCCGCCAGCUAUCAUUGCUCCCUCCAUCCUGAGUGCCGACUUCGGCACCCUGGGCAGCGAAUGCUCGACCAAGAUCGCCCAAGGCUCCGACUGGUUGCACGUCGACAUCAUGGACGGCCACUUCGUCCCCAACAUGACCUUUGGUGCCCCCGUCGUCACCAAGAUUCGCUCUCAUGUUGCUCGUCCCACCGAACCCCACGGCAAGGGUACCUUUGACUGCCACAUGAUGAUCCAGGAGCCCCACAAAUGGGUCAAGGACUUCAAAGACGCCGGCUGUGAUCUCUACUGCUUUCACUAUGAAGCCGCCAUCUCCUCCACCGCUGCUACCAGUCCCGCCGACAACACCACAACCACCAAGACCAGCCCCAAGGACCUGAUCCGUUAUAUCCACGACGAGGGCAUGCAAGCCGGAAUUGCCAUCAAGCCCGAUACCCCCGUCGACGUACUCUGGGAUAUUUUGGCGAAUGAGAACGAGAAGGAACGUCCGGAUAUGGUCCUGGUUAUGACCGUUCACCCCGGAUUUGGUGGUCAGAAGUUUAUGGCUUCCGAGCUGCCCAAGGUCAAAGCUUUGCGCGAGAAAUACCCCAACCUCAACAUCGAGGUGGAUGGUGGCUUGGGACUGGGCACGAUUGACCAGGCUGCUGAGGCUGGCGCCAACGUCAUCGUUGCGGGCUCGGCCGUCUUUGGCGCUCAGGAUCCCGCCGACGUCAUCGCUAAGCUCCGCGAGACUGUUAACAAGUAUCGCAAGGAGUAA
Aspergillus luchuensis is the source of this 759-nucleotide messenger RNA. It is a transcript of the gene RPE1, whose product is annotated as ribulose-phosphate 3-epimerase RPE1. Bases 1 to 759 code for a protein of 252 amino acids. Gene Ontology annotation, cellular component: cytosol. The record is from RefSeq and is a predicted model, not a curated record. Gene Ontology annotation, molecular function: D-ribulose-phosphate 3-epimerase activity; metal ion binding. NCBI's taxonomy places the organism in Eukaryota, Fungi, Ascomycota, Eurotiomycetes, Eurotiales, Aspergillaceae. Gene Ontology annotation, biological process: carbohydrate metabolic process; pentose-phosphate shunt; pentose-phosphate shunt, non-oxidative branch. The transcript is spliced from 3 exons.